GCUGCUUUAAACUCCAUCAACGAUUGUGCUAGCGGAACGGCCAUGGCGACCGACGUGGCGAUGGAGUUUGACAUGGACGAGUCCGAGAUCCUCUUUGGAUCCAAUGGUGGAGACAGCGCCAGCAAUAGUGACGAUGACGAUGACAUGGACACAGCUACGACACUCCGCCACCACCACAUGCAACCGAGACCCGAGGACAUGGGAAGCAGUCCCACCCGGCAAACACAAAAGCUGCCGCGCGUAGAAUCGUGGGCAGUAGACGGCCGAAGUACUGCGAUGAUGAAGAAGCACCCCCAGUGGGAACGACAGAGUCAUUCGAUGCCUGCCCCAUCCUGCGGCUUUCUCGUCGAUAAUCGGCGAAGGCGGAACAAGCAACAGCAUUUCGACGCCGACAGCCCACCUCUGGACCAUCCAGAAUCGAUACUCAUCCCAUCAUCGGCAUCGUCUCAGCAGUCAUCGCAUGUCCACGGUGCCGCCAUUCCCAUCCGCUUGUCGGCCCCUUUGCAUUGGCGGCGGAAAUGCUUCGAAGACGCCGACGACACCCAUUUUGUACCGCCGCAUCAACUCGUCGAGCGCGACUGCUUUUCCCUCGGGAUGGGCCAUUACUUUCGACACAAACCAGGCAACAUCUAGUAUAUACUACUAGUACUACUACUACUAC
Messenger RNA from Aphanomyces astaci, 661 nucleotides. RefSeq lists its product as hypothetical. The record is from RefSeq and is a predicted model, not a curated record. The coding region runs from base 43 to 633 and encodes 196 amino acids. The transcript has 3 exons. NCBI's taxonomy places the organism in Eukaryota, Oomycota, Saprolegniomycetes, Saprolegniales, Verrucalvaceae.